Messenger RNA from Bufo gargarizans (Asiatic toad), 1431 nucleotides. Its product is annotated as forkhead box protein H1-like. Gene Ontology annotation, molecular function: DNA-binding transcription factor activity; sequence-specific DNA binding. The record is from RefSeq and is a predicted model, not a curated record. Gene Ontology annotation, biological process: regulation of DNA-templated transcription. NCBI's taxonomy places the organism in Eukaryota, Metazoa, Chordata, Amphibia, Anura, Bufonidae. The annotation marks the transcript as partial. The transcript is spliced from 5 exons.
UCUCAGAUUCUGAAAAGUAUUGAAAUUCUGUUCCCGUUCUUUAAAGGAGAUUAUAUCGGAUGGAAGGACUCUGUGCGCCACAACCUGUCCUCCAACGACUGCUUCAGGAAGGUGCUGAAGGACCCCGGAAAGCCUCAGGCCAAAGGAAAUUUCUGGACGGUGGACGUGAGCCGGAUCCCUCUGGAAGCCAUGAAGCUGCAGAACACUGUCAUGGCUCGGCAUGGAACAGAGAACUUUGUCCAGGACUUGUCUCCAUACAUUCUGCAUAAUUACAAGUAUGGUGGCAGUGGGCACCUCUACCAACAGAUGCCUAGCAGUAACUACUCCAGUGCCAGCUCUGUGAGCGAAGACGCUCAUCUCCAUACAGCAGGCAAACUCAACAGCUCUUUCAUGAUUGAAUCUUUGCUUCAUGAUCUCCAAGAGGUUGAUCUUCCAGAUGCUUCAAAGACUGUGGAGAAUCAAAAACAAGACCACUCCCUGACCAACAAUGUGUGGGCUCCCAGCCCCCGUCUGUAUGACUCCUCGUACUCCCUCAAGAGCUCCAGUAGCCCCAGCCUUCCCACCAAUCACUCAAUCUACUCAUCGUCCAGCACCAGUCUUUCCACCAUGUCUCCUCUCAGCUGUGACGAGAAUCCUGAACAUUCUAGGGAGGUACCAAGGACUCCUCCACGAAGAGUCCUAAAAUGUAAAAGAGAAGAUGAGAGUAGUGGUAGUUCAGAUUCAAGUACUGACAGGUCUUCUCCAUGUGGACCCCCAACUAAAGCCUCAUGUAUUCCCUCAGAUUUGCCAACAUCUUACACAAAGUGUGUACAGCCGAACGUGGUGGCCCCCCCCAAUGCUCUCCCCUUCUUCCCUUUUCCCCAGUAUACCUACUUUAACUAUGGGCCCUCCCCGUACAUGACUCCUCCGUAUUGGGGAGUCCUGCCACAAACAGCCAACCCUAGGCCUGAGCAGCCGUGCUCAACCCCCACACUGGAUCUUGACAGCAUGUUGAGGGUUGUACCACCCAACAAAAGUGUAUUUGAUGUUCUGACGAGUCACCCAGGAGAUCUGGUUCACCCGGCCUUCCUGAGUCAAUGCUUGUCGAACCCCAGCAGUCCGUGCCCAGGGCAAAGUCUCCUCAUAAAGAAAGAACUCCAUGUGUUCUCAGACGCCUCCACGGAGGCCAUCGCAGCGGUUGCCUAUCUGAAGGUGACAGAACCCAACAACCAAAAUCACGUUGGAUUCGUCUUUGGUCCAGAGUUUCUGCUUGGAGAGGUGGACGAAUGUGUACAGGAAGCUUUCAGCAUCCAGGAUCCGGAUAAUGAUCCAGAAAUCCGCGCUGAAGUUAGUGCGUUAGUCACUGGAACAAAGCAAACCGCCAGCUUCGGUUGUCAGCGCUUCGAGCGUUUCUCCAGCUGGAUGAGACUCGUCAGAACUAUUGCAAGGUGA